AUGGCUUAUAGACGUAAAAGUGGUUUUCUAUGGAAGAAAUGUGUCGGUGAAAGAGCAACAACAACAACAGUAAUAUCAACCAUUCCAGAAGAGAUAUACUAUGAAAUUCUCUUAAGAUUACCAGUGAAAUCACUAUUAGCUUGUAAGUGUGUUUGCAGGAAUUGGUAUGCCCUAAUCUCAGCUUCUGAUUUUGUUAAAUUGCACCAUGAACUUACUAUCGAGAAAAAUAACCCUAUGCUCAUGCUUAAAGUUAAUGGAAUUACUCAGUUUUACUCCAUAAGUUAUGAUUCAUUACCAUCAUCAUCAGUGUGUGAAAUUAAAGAUUAUGCUAUUGAAAUGGAUCACCCAUUCAAGUCAUAUUAUUCUGUUGGAUUUUCGGGUUCAUGUAAUGGAUUUAUUUUGUCUUUGGACCCCGCCACAAGAGAAUAUAAAGAAUUGCCCAAAUCACCAAUUGAAAUUAGUAUAGACAAUAUUUGCGUACAUGGUUUUGGUUAUGAUCACAAGACUGAUAAUUACAAGUUGGCAGUAGGUAUAGAAGCUAAUGGAAGCAAGGAUAGUAUUCUAAUCCAAGUCUAUACUUUAGCAUCAAACUCAUGGAAAAUCGGUCAAACCUUAUCUUAUCGUUUUAUUCAUUUUCAAACAUCUGGAGUGCUCGUUAAUGGAAACCUUCAUUGGUUAGCGCUAGGUCAAAACAACUGUCUAUUACUCUCUUUGGAUAUUGCUGAUGGGAGUUUCAAAGAAAUGCAACUACCAAGACAUCUCCUGGAGAUGGAGAUGAAUAAGGAUAUAUGUAUAGGUGUGUUGCAAGGGUGCCUUUGCUUACUUGUUAGCUCAUAUGUUAAUGGUGUUAAGGAUUCUGAAGUAUGGGAGAUGCUUGAUUAUGGGGUUCAGGAAUCUUGGACUAAGCGUUAUGUCAUGGCCCAUGAAAGUAUUAUCAACGAGCGAAAAUAUUUCAGGCUCGUGCGGUCUUUGAAGAACACGAGAUUCUACUCUUGA
Molecule: messenger RNA, 996 nt
Organism: Papaver somniferum (opium poppy)
Lineage: Eukaryota; Viridiplantae; Streptophyta; Magnoliopsida; Ranunculales; Papaveraceae
Product: F-box protein CPR1-like
Exons: 2
Coding region: 1-996 (331 amino acids)
Molecular function (GO): protein binding
Source: RefSeq, a predicted model, not a curated record